AUGUCGACCGCUGCUCCAAUUCAAGGGCCUGUGGAGGCGCGCUCGCUAUCGUCAAUCACCACCAUCGCAUCAAAUCCCCCCGCCUAUCCGCGCAAUCCCACCCACGAGAAGCUCGACCCGUUACAACUGUAUAUCGUGAGGGUCCCUGGUAGUCAAGAUAUAUUUCUAUCCCCCGUUAAACCGCCGACGAAAUCGAGUGUAUCCGCAGAGGCAAUCAACGCGUCCCUCUACUAUGUCCAUGUCGCAACCCCCGAAGACGAUGCCUUGUUAGAAGAGGUGGAGCAAGAGCGCGAGGAAGAAGCCCAACGAAAGAGGGAGGCAUUGGACGCUGCGGCUGAGGAGGAUCCCUCGCAACGCGACUUUGUUCGAAUGAACAAUGUUCGACGGAAGCCAGUUGGAGGACAAGAAUCUGCACAAGAGCCUCCUGCGCUGCCUCCAAAAGUACCAUUGGAGCAUGAGCCUCCGCAGCAAGAUGCGCCUCCGCCGCUUCCCCAGAGACCGGUUCCUAUGCCUGCGGUCUCGGCAGAGAAUAUGUCAUUCGCAGGUACACCAGUAGCCAUUGCGCAGUCAUUUUUUGAGGGUGGGACAGGAACAGCCUUGGAACCAGCAGACAAGCCAGCACUCCCACGACGACCUCUUCCUCCGCUACCUCCCAGUGAAGAGCCGUUUGGUUCACGCCCCGAAGAGCCAACCAGGAAAACAAAUCGGUGGAGCAAUUUCGCAGAUGGCUUGCAUGGGAAGGGUUUCGAUGCGUGGAAGGAGAAGUACGAUUCGUUCUCGGCGGGUGGACGUCAUAGCCUCGAUUCCAACAGACCCCAAUUACCGUCGCGUUCAUCAGGAGAACGGCCCUGGUCAUCACAUAGCCCAGGACAAUCCCCGACUCGCCAACGCAAGCAAAACCGAGCCCCUCCAAGUAACGCAGGCUUCACUAUUACUCUUAUCCGGCGUGAUCCCACUUCGGGUACGCAGUGGAAUGUCGCAACCAUUUCAACGCCGCGCGCGGACUCCAGUGCGAUCGAUAUCGAGAUAUCUACACCAGGAUAUAAUCGAUUCAAUGGGUCGCAGGAACCUUUCUCGUUGGCUAGUCUAGGCGCCAAUCUUCCGUCAAGCCUUCCGCCAGAGUUAAUACGUGCCGCGGGGGCUUCAAUGUCACAAUCGUUACCGAAAGAUCAGCCCACUGAACAGCCGGCUGGACCGCGCAAGUUCCAUCGACAAGUUUGCGUCUCGAGGCAAUUCGACGAUCCUGCUGGGGGAGGAAAUGGCUCAUCGGAGUUCGGUACGGGACAUGGACAUGGACAUGACUCCUCUUCGAAAUUGAAAAGCGGCUACUACGUUUUCAACUCCCCGUGGAAUGGCACUUGUACAUUCUCUAGCAGUGUCAAUGGCCGCAGCUUGAAAUGCAAGCAUAUGAUUUCUGGCCCAGCAACCAUUCCAGCCCCAGGCGAAGGUGAUCCAAAUCCGGCAGUGACUGUGGCUGAGCUUCGCUUCAACACGCCUUUCCAAGCGGCGAAUAUUCGAUACCAGGCAAAUCAAGCACAUCACCAUCACCAUAAUCAAUCCCCCACCUCUCACAUAUCUUCCCACCCUCAGAACCCUACCGAUUUUAUGCCGCAAGACCCCGAAGCAACAUCCAAGCGUGCCUCUCUCUCCCAACUUCUCAACCCAAACAAUUACUCCCGACAACGUGCCUAUUCAGGCCCCAAUUCCGCGUCUCCCACCGACAGCCAAAGAGCAAACUUCAAUCCCUCUGGCCUCAUCCGCAAGACUUCCCUCCGGGCAUCGCGCUUUGCCCGCCAGAACCAAUUCGGCCACUCUCGACGCCGCAGUACGAGUACUAGCAGUGGUGGCGCAGACUCGGAUGAAGACCGAAUGGAUCUAUCUCUGGCCCGUGAAUUGGCGGGGGGUGGUCUGCGGGGAAAGAGCGCUAAACUGGGCAAGUUAGUUAUUGAGGAUGAAGGAUUCAAAAUGUUGGAUCUAGUGGUUGCGGCCUCCAUGGCAGUCUGGUGGCGCGGUUACUACCAUUGA
This is a messenger RNA of Penicillium cosmopolitanum, 2025 nucleotides long. RefSeq lists its product as uncharacterized. Bases 1 to 2025 code for a protein of 674 amino acids. The transcript has 2 exons. NCBI's taxonomy places the organism in Eukaryota, Fungi, Ascomycota, Eurotiomycetes, Eurotiales, Aspergillaceae. The record is from RefSeq and is a predicted model, not a curated record.